Messenger RNA from Telopea speciosissima, 711 nucleotides. RefSeq names its product glycine cleavage system H protein 2, mitochondrial-like. Lineage: Eukaryota; Viridiplantae; Streptophyta; Magnoliopsida; Proteales; Proteaceae. The transcript is spliced from 3 exons. The record is from RefSeq and is a predicted model, not a curated record. Bases 57 to 521 code for a protein of 154 amino acids. Gene Ontology annotation, biological process: protein lipoylation; glycine decarboxylation via glycine cleavage system. Gene Ontology annotation, cellular component: mitochondrion; glycine cleavage complex; cytoplasm.
GAUACACAGAGAGUGAUAGUCUCCCUGAGAGGAAAGCAAAAGUUACAGAGACACUCAUGGCGUCGAGGUUGUGGGCUUCAAGGGCUGCUUCCUAUCUUAGGCUGUCCGUUUGUCACAGAGGCUUUGCUUCUGUUGUCAAGGAUCUGAAAUAUGCUGACACCCAUGAGUGGGUCAAAGUGGAUGGUACUUCUGCUACCAUAGGAAUAACUGAUCAUGCACAGGACCAUUUAGGGGAUGUUGUAUACGUUGAGUUGCCUGAAGUUGGAGCUUCUGUAACACAGGGAAACGGCUUUGGUGCAGUUGAAAGUGUAAAGGCAACCAGUGAUGUUAACUCUCCUGUUUCAGGGAAAGUGGCUGAAGUCAAUGAAGUGCUAAACAGCUCUCCAGGUCUGGUUAAUGCCAGCCCUUAUGAAAAUGGAUGGGUUAUAAAGGUCGAGAUGAGUAAUAUGGGUGAGCUGGAUUCCUUGAUGGACUCCGACAAGUACUCGAAGUUCUGUGAAGAAGAAGAUGCUGCCCAUUGACCGGGUUAGGGCCACAAGUUAUAAAGUAAUCAGCUACCGAAGCGCAAAUUUUUUUUUUUUUUUCUUUCUUUCUUCAUUUACAUAUCUUCUUCAACACAAGUUGUCAUGCUCCUUUUGUUUCUAAUUUGUUGAGUUUGAAUAGUCUUUCUGAGAAUAAAUUUGAUUCGUCUUUAGGCCUGCUUAAUUGCCA